UCCAUUCCCUCUCUUUUGUUUGAUCCCCAACCACCACCCCAACUCAUUCCCAUUUCUCAACUCCCCCGCCGGCGAUGGGUUGCUGCUUCUCCGCCCCCAAACAAGCCGACGACGACCACCGACACCACGACGCCCCCGACACCAACGUCAACCCCCCGCAUCAUCCACAGUCGCUGGCCCCCUCGCGGCAAACAGAGCCGUCUGAGACACAAGCCGAGGGAACAACGCCCUUACGCCAGUACACUCUUGCGGAGUUAGUGGCGGCGACGCAUGGAUUCUCCCUCCAGAACAUGCUCUCAAAAGGUGGCGGUAAAUUCCCGAACAUGGUUUUCAGCGGCCACCUUCCUGGGCCCCAGGAAAUCGUCGUCAAGAGGUUCUCCAUGGUCGCCUGGCCUGACGCAGAGGAGUUCAAGAAGGAGGUGAUUAAAGCUGGAAGGUUGAGACACCACCGGCUUGUGAACUUGAUUGGGUACUGCUGCGAUGAAGAUGAGAGGCUUCUUGUGGCGGAGUUCAUGCCCAAUGAUACGCUCGCUACGCGUCUUUUCAGCCCUACAAAUAAGACUUUGGAGUGGUCUAUGCGCGUGAGAGUUGCAAGCUAUGUAGCUGAAGCCUUGGAAUAUUGUAUCAAUGAAGGACAAGCGCUGUAUUUUGAUCUGAAUUCAUAUAAAGUUCUUUUUAAUGAGGCUGAUUUUCCUUGUCUUUCUGGUUUCGGUCUUGUGAAAAGUCAGAGGAAUGGCAAUUGUUAUAGCAUUCACACUGCUUACAUACCUCCAGAGUGCAUGAAUGGAAUGAAGACUCCUGAAAGUGUGAUAUUCAGCUUUGGCGUUUUGCUAAGAGAUCUACUGAGUGGAAAGGAAACUCCACAAAAUAAGGCAAUUCAUAUGAUAUUGGGUAGAAAUGUCCCUGUAGUUGUCGAUUCUCGUUUGAACGGUGAAUAUCCCAUUGAAGAGGAAAUUGCUUUGGCGGGCCUUGCUAAUCAAUGUUUGCGAUAUGAGCCUAAGGAUCGACCCACUAUAAAAGAUGUUAUUGCAACCCUCGCACAAGUUCAAAGCAAUGCUGCUGGGGAGGCACAAUAGCAUGAUUGAUGAUGAUGAUGCAGUAUGGAAGGCAAGCAUGGUGCUGCAGCUAUACACAGGACAGGAGCAUGUUCAGUAGCCUAGGGUCCUUUACGUGAAGUAUGGUGUUAGUGGGACUUUAAGUGUGUACGAGGACAUCAUGGAUUCAUGGGUUGCAUGCCUCGAAGCCUGUUUCUUUUUGUUUGUUUUCCAUACGAGACCAAUAACGUAUUGCUACGAUA
Messenger RNA from Dioscorea cayenensis subsp. rotundata (Guinea yam), 1297 nucleotides. RefSeq names its product serine/threonine-protein kinase BSK1-like. The record is from RefSeq and is a predicted model, not a curated record. Gene Ontology annotation, molecular function: protein kinase activity; ATP binding. NCBI's taxonomy places the organism in Eukaryota, Viridiplantae, Streptophyta, Magnoliopsida, Dioscoreales, Dioscoreaceae. The transcript is spliced from 7 exons. The coding region runs from base 75 to 1076 and encodes 333 amino acids. Gene Ontology annotation, biological process: brassinosteroid mediated signaling pathway; protein phosphorylation.